GCGAUAAGGGCGGCCACGUCACCCGCACAAUCAGGUUGCGAAGUAUCAACUGAGUCUACCUCAUUUCAGAAGAGUUGCGGGACAGAUGCCACAAGUGUGCUGAUUUCAAGCCCUUGUGAUGGUAUACUCCCUUUCGUUGAUCUCAGCAUUUUUUGGAGAGUUUUCGUGCCAGGGAAAGUGUUCUUGGGACGGUGGCUGAUUUUGGAUGAAGUUCCAUCACAUCGUUACGGUGUGGUAGCAUACCUGGUUGUUGAGCAGAGCGAGGCCGCUACGCAGUGUAUCCUAUAUGCUCAGCUCACGGACACCUCAUUUGCUACCCUUCCUGAGGAAAUGUAUUUCGUUCAAAUUCAAUCUGAGAGAAAUCGAUCUUCCAUGUUUCAAACGAUCGUUGACGCUCGUUUCGUUGACUCUACGCCUCAGUCUCCUCCGUUCUUCUAUGCUGUUGUGCUACUACGGUAA
Cooperia oncophora is the source of this 459-nucleotide messenger RNA. Lineage: Eukaryota; Metazoa; Nematoda; Chromadorea; Rhabditida; Trichostrongylidae. The record is from the annotation of a GenBank genome assembly.